This is a messenger RNA of Dicentrarchus labrax (European seabass), 14149 nucleotides long. RefSeq names its product mucin-2. Gene Ontology annotation, cellular component: extracellular matrix. Gene Ontology annotation, molecular function: protein binding. The record is from RefSeq and is a predicted model, not a curated record. The coding region runs from base 43 to 13548 and encodes 4501 amino acids. NCBI's taxonomy places the organism in Eukaryota, Metazoa, Chordata, Actinopteri, Moronidae. The transcript is spliced from 50 exons.
ACCAGUUGGCUUAACCAUCCUUCUCAGGACAGAGAGUACUCAAUGAUCAUGAGAACUGACAGGAUGCCACUUAAAUGGGUGAUACAAUGGUUCACCCUCUGCAUUGGACUCUCUGUUGAGACCACUGUCAUGAUUCAGAUGGUGACCAAAAUGCCAGUCAUAACAGUGAGCCCCUCUCACAACAACCAGUACUGUAGUACCUGGGGAAACUAUCAUUUUCAGACUUUCGAUGGAGAUUUCUUCCAGCUUCCCUACACUUGCAACUACAUCCUUGCUUCGCACUGUAAGGGAAGCUAUGAGACUUUCAAUAUUCAGCUCCAGCGGCAGGAGAUAAAUGGGAUCAACACCAUUAAGCAGGUCACUAUGAAACUGGAUGGGGUCGUUGUGGAACUGUCCAACGCUUCCAUCAAAGUCGAUGAGAAACCUGUCACUAUACCCUUCAGCCAGGUUGGCAUUACAAUUGUAAGAACUGUCUCCUAUGUCAAAAUCGAGGCAAAGCUGGGUUUGGUCAUCAUGUGGAACGAAGAAGACUCCCUCUGGGUUGAGCUGGAUGCAAAAUUUGAGAAUCAGACUUGUGGCCUGUGUGGUGACUUCAACGGAGUCCGAACUUAUGAUGAGUUCAUCAACAGAGAAACAGGGGAGUCUUUAACUCCUGAAUAUUAUGGGGAUGUCUGGAAAGUCAAUGGUCCUACUGAAAACUGUGAAGAAGUCUCCUCUACAGCCACACAGACCUGUACAAAUCAGACGGACCUCUGUGAGAACCUGCUGUCAGGACCUGCAUUCCUCAGCUGUCAGGAACUGAUUGAUACUGACUCCUUUAUCAAAGCCUGCAUGAAAGACCUGUGCUACUGUAACAGUAGCACUUCAUGCUUGUGUUCCACCAUAUCAGAGUACUCCCGUCAGUGUGCUCAUGCAGGCGGGAAACCACAACAAUGGAAGACCGCACAACUGUGUGCAAAAACAUGCCCUUUCAACAUGGAGUACUAUGAAUGCGGUAGCCCCUGUACUGACACUUGCAGUGACCCCCAGAGAAGCGACGUGUGUGAUGAUCACUGCAUAGAUGGAUGCUUCUGUCCACCUGGGACUGUGUUUGACGACAUUAACCAAAGUGGGUGUGUUGCUGUUGAUCAGUGCUCCUGCUUACACAAUGGCAAGCCAUACAAACCAGGGGAGUCAUAUUCAGGCCCAUGUAAAAACUGCACUUGUACCCAGGGUCAGUGGAGCUGUAAUGAUAUGAACUGUCAUGGUGUCUGUUCCAUAUUGGGAGGCUCCCAUAUCUCCACCUAUGAUGAUAAAACAUACACUUUCCAUGGAGACUGCUCUUAUGUUCUCUCCGAGGAAACAAAUGGGACUUUCAGUGUACUUGGUGAUCUGGUCAAAUGUGAAAAAUCAGAUAAAUCAACCUGCCUGACUGCAGUCACUCUACUCCUGUCUAAAGAAAUGAUGAUUGUAGUUCAAGCCAACGGACAGGUUUUGUAUAACAAACAGAUCUCUACACUGCCUCUUUUCGUGGAUGACGCAACAGUCUUCAGCCCAUCAACAUUCUUCAUUGUUAUCCACACCACCUAUGGGCUUUCUCUUGAGAUUCAGCUCACACCCAUCAUGCAGGUCUACAUCAAAGCCAGUGUUUCCAAUAAAGGAAAACUCAACGGCCUUUGUGGAGAUUUUAAUGAUGUAGAAGCUGAUGACUUCAGAACCACAAAUGGACUGAUUGAGGGAACGGCUGUGGCAUUUGGCAACACAUGGAAAACCAAAACAAGCUGCCUCGAUGUGACAAACGUACUUAAGGACCCUUGCAUUUUGAGUGUGGACAACGAGAAAUAUGCCAAACACUGGUGCUCCUUGCUGUCCGACCCAGAAGGGAUUUUCUCAAAUUGCCAUUCUGAAUUAAACCCAGCAGUCUAUCAAGCUUCUUGUAUUUAUGACACUUGUGCCUGUGAAGACAGUGAGGAGUGCAUGUGUGCUGCCUUAUCUUCCUAUGUCCAUGCAUGUGCCGCUGAAGGUGUCUACCUGAAUGGAUGGAGGGACACUGUAUGCCAGAAAUACACGACUGGCUGUCCUUCUACUUUUGUGUAUGGCUACCAAAUGACGACUUGUGGACGCACCUGUCGCUCCCUUAGUCAGUCAGACUCAACAUGUGACGUUGAAUUUACCCCACUUGAUGGCUGCGGGUGUGCUGAAGGAACUUACCUAAAUGAGAUUGAUGUGUGUGUGUCAGCUACACAAUGUCCUUGUUACAUUGGAGACGCAGUAGUACACAAUGGGCAAUUCAUCAAGCUCCACGGACGAACUUGCUCCUGCCACAGUGGAAAAUUAAGCUGUACAGGAAGCCACAUAAGUGAAUCCUGCACCGAUCCAAUGGUUUUCUUCAACUGCUCAAGUGCAAAGCCAGGUGUGAAGGGAUCAGAGUGCCAAAGGAGCUGCCAGACACUGGACAACAAAUGCGUUAGUACACAGUGUAUCUCAGGCUGUGUAUGUCCCGAUGGCCUGCUGUCAGAUGGUAAAGGAGGCUGUAUAAAGGAGGAGGACUGUCCCUGCCCAUAUGGUGGAGAAUACUAUAAUUCUGGACAGACAAUCACUGUGGACUGCAAUAACUGCACUUGCAAAAGCAGAAAAUGGGAAUGUACAGAUAAUGAUUGUGAUGGAACCUGUACCAUAUAUGGAGAAGGGCACUACAUCACUUUUGAUGAAAAGAGAUUCUCCUUUCAUGGCGACUGUGGCUACGUCUUCACUCAGGAUUACUGUGGGGACGAUAUGAAUGGCACCUUCAGGGUCCUGACGGAGAGCAUCCCAUGUGGGACAACUGAGAGCAUCUGCUCCACUGCUAUCAAGCUGUACUUGGGGAACAAUGAAAUUAUUCUUUCUGAGGAAAAUAUCAGAGUUAUCAAACAAAGCAAAGGGGAGGAAAUACCCUAUCAGGUCCACACUAUGGGUAUAUAUCUGGUAAUUGAGGCAAAGAAUGGUCUUGUUCUCAUUUGGAAUAAGAAGACAACACUCAUGAUCAAACUCAGCUCCACAUUCAAGGGAAAAGUCUGCGGCCUGUGUGGGAAUUAUGAUGGGAAUAUCAAGAACGAUUUCACCACCAGAAACAAAGAAGUUGUGGUUGAAGCCCUUGAGUUUGGAAACAGCUGGAAAGUGUCACACACCUGCCCUAAUGCAAACGCACUAAAAAAUCCCUGCAGUAUGUACUCACACAGGCAGGCAUGGGCAUUAAAACACUGCAGCAUUAUCAACAGUGAAGUAUUUGCAAGUUGCCAUUCAAAGGUGGAUCCAAAAAAUUAUCAUGAUGCCUGUGUGGAAGACACAUGUGCUUGCAAUACAGGAGGAGAUUGUGAGUGUUUCUGCUCGGCUGUAGCUGCCUACGCAGCAGCCUGUAACAAGGCUGGAGCCUGUGUGAAAUGGAGAACUCCCACAAUCUGCCCUCUGUUCUGUGAUUAUUACAACCCUGAUGGAGAGUGUGAAUGGCACUAUGAGUCCUGUGGAAAACCAUGCAUGAAGACAUGCAGGAAUCCCUCAGGGAUAUGCUACAAUAACAUUCCAGCAUUAGAAGGCUGCUAUCCAAGAUGUCCACCUGAACAAUCUUAUUUGGAAGAAGCUACCAUGAAGUGUGUGUCAAAAGAGGAAUGCGGUUGCUAUGAUGACGAAGGGAAGCAUUACACAGAAGGGGAGGUCAUACCUCCAAAGAAAAACUGUCACACUUGUAAUUGUUCUUCAACAAAAGUUGAGUGCAUCUAUAAUGUCCAAGCUUGCACUUGUUCAUAUAAAGGACUUACAUACAAGUAUGGAGAUAAAAUCUAUGACACACAUGAUGGAGAUGGAACCUGUAUGACUGCUGUUUGUGGAGAAGAUGGAAAUAUUUCCAGGACCAUAGAUGCUUGCUCUACAACUGCACCCACCCAGACACCAACGACAACAGUCUUUCAUUUUGACACAAGUGGACCCACAACAACCACAGUCACCAAAGAACCUACAACAACAGAACAGGCAAAGACAACAACCACACAAAAUCCCAUAACAACUGCUGUUACAACCACAAUCACAGAAAAACCUACCACAGUACCAACAGAAAACCCCAGCACGUCUGGGGCCACAACCACUGAAAAGCCCACCACUACAACCACGGUCACAGAAAUUCCCAGCACUACUGGUGCAACAACCCCAGAAAUAUCCACUACAACCCAUGCAAACUGCUUUGUUUGUAAGUGGUCAGAUUGGAUGAGCAAUCAUUACCCUGACUCAACCAUAGAUGGUGGAGAGUAUGAACCCAUUGAUAAAAUUACUGAUCCAGACAUGAAUGUUUGUAGUAAACCUUUGGAAAUAGAAUGUAGAGCAAAACAACUCAAAGAUGUAUCUUUGAAUGACCUUGGUCAAAAAGUAACAUGUGAUCCAGAAGUUGGACUGACUUGUCAUAACAAAGACCAAGGUAUACCUCCUGUUUGUUUUGACUAUGAAAUACGAGUAAAAUGUUGCGUUAACCAUUGUACGGUUUCAACCACAAUUAUCCCCUCAACAAAACCAACCACAGGAGGGUCCACUACAACCACAAUCACAGAAAAGCCCAGCACUCCUAGUGCCACCACCACAGAAAAGCCCACCACAACAACCACAAUCACAGAAAAGCCCAGCACUCCUGGUGCCACGACCACAGAAAAGCCCACCACAACCACCGCUAUCACAGAAAAACCUACCACAGUACCAACAGAAAAGCCCAGCACUCCUAGUGCCACAACCACAGCAGAGCCCACCACAAUACCAACAGAAAAGCCAAGCACUCCUGGGGCCACAACCACUGAAAAGCCCAUCACAACCACCGCUAUCACAGAAAAACCUACCACAGUACCAACAGAAAAGCCCAGCACUCCUGGUGCCUCAACCCCAGAAAUAUCCACUACAACACAUGCUAACUGCAUUGUUUGUAAGUGGUCAGAUUGGAUGAGCAAUCAUUACCCUGACUCAACCAUAGAUGGUGGAGAGUAUGAACCCAUUGAUAAAAUUACUGAUCCAGACCUGAAUGUUUGUAGUAAACCUUUGGAAAUAGAAUGUAGAGCAAAACAACUCAAAGAUGUAUCAUUGAAUGACCUUGGUCAAAAAGUAUCAUGUGAUCCAGCCAUUGGACUGACUUGUCAUAAUAAAGACCAAGGUAUACCUCCUGUUUGUUAUGACUAUGAAAUACGAGUCAAAUGUUGCGUUAACCAUUGUACGGUUUCAACCACAAUUAUCCCCUCAACAAAACCAACCACAGGAGGGUCCACUACAACCACAAUCACAGAAAAGCCCAGCACUCCUGGUGCCACAACCACAGAAAAGCCCACCACAACAACUACAAUCACAGAGAAGCCCAGCACUCCUAGUGCCACCACCACAGAAAAACCCACCACAACAACUGCUAUCACAGAAAAACCUACCACAGUACCAACAGAAAAGCCCAGCACUCCUGGUGCCACAACCACAGAAAAGCCCAGCACUCCUGGUGCCACAACCACAGAAAAGCCCACCACAACAACCACAAUCACAGAAAAGCCCAGCACUCCUGGUGCCACCACCACAGAAAAACCCACCACAACAACUGCUAUCACAGAAAAACCCACCACAGUACCAACAGAAAAGCCCAGCACUUCUGGUGCCACAACCACAGAAAAGGCCACCACAACCAGCGCUAUCACAGAAAAACCUACCACAGUACCAACAGAAAAGCCCAGCACUCCUGGUGCCACAAGUGUGACAGCUACAAAAGCCACUACAGAAAUCCCAGUUGUAACUGGUGUUACAAAUACAGUGGUUACAACAACACACGAAACAGGACCUGUGAUGAAUGAAACAACUACAAAAGCCACAGGAAAGCCCAGCACUCCUGGUGCCACAACCACAGAAAAUCCCACCACAACAACCGCUAUUACAGAAAAACCUACCACAGUACCAACAGAAAAGCCCAGCACUCCUGGUGCCACAACCACAGAAAAGCCCAGCACUCCUGGUGCCACAACCACAGAAAAGCCCAGCACUCCUGGUGCCACAACCACAGAAAAGCCCACCACAACAACCACAAUCACAGAAAAGCCCAGCACUCCUGGUGCCACCAACACAGAAAAUCCCACCACAACAACCGCUAUUACAGAAAAACCUACCACAGUACCAACAGAAAAGCCCAGCACUCCUGGUGCCACAACCAAAGAAAAGCCCACCACAACAACCACAAUCACAGAAAAGCCUACCACAGUACCAACAGAAAAUCCGAGCACUCCUGGGUCCACAACCACUGAAAAGCCCAGCACUCCUGGUGCCACAACCACAGAAAAGCCCAGCACUACAACCGCUAUCACAGAAAAACCUACCACAGUACCAACAGAAAAUCCGAGCACUCCUGGGUCCACAACCACUGAAAAGCCCAGCACUCCUGGUGUCACCACCACUGAAAAGCCCACCACCACAACCACAGUCACAGAAAAGCCCGGCACUCCUAGUGCCACAACCACAGAAAAGCCCACCACUACAACCACGGUCACAGAAAUUCCCAGCACUACUGGUGCAACAACCCCAGAAGUAUCCACUACAACCCAUGCUAACUGCUUUGUUUGUAAGUGGUCAGAUUGGAUGAGCAAUCAUUACCCUGACUCAACCAUAGAUGGUGGAGAGUAUGAACCCAUUGAUAAAAUUACUGAUCCAGACAUGAAUGUUUGUAGUAAACCUUUGGAAAUAGAAUGUAGAGCAAAACAACUCAAAGAUGUAUCUUUGAAUGACCUUGGUCAAAAAGUAACAUGUGAUCCAGAAGUUGGACUGACUUGUCAUAAUAAAGACCAAGGUAUACCUCCUGUUUGUUAUGACUAUGAAAUACGAGUCAAAUGUUGCGUUAACCAUUGUACGGUUUCAACCACAAUUAUCCCCUCAACAAAACCAACCACAGGAGGGUCCACUACAACCACAAUCACAGAAAAGCCCAGCACUCCUAGUGCCACAACCACAGAAAAGCCCAGCACAACAACCACAAUCACAGAGAAGCCCAGCACUCCUAGUGCCACCACCACAGAAAAACCCACCACAACAACUGCUAUCACAGAAAAACCUACUACAGUACCAACAGAAAAGCCCAGCACUCCUGGUGACACAACCACGGAAAAGCCCACCACAACAACUACAAUCACAGAGAAGCCCAGCACUCCUAGUGCCACCACCACAGAAAAACCUACCACAACAACUGCUAUCACAGAAAAACCUACCACAGUACCAACAGAAAAGCCCAGCACUCCUGGUACCACAACCACAGAAAAGCCCACCACAACAACUACAAUCACAGAGAAGCCCAGCACUCCUAGUGCCACCACCACAGAAAAACCCACCACAACAACUGCUAUCACAGAAAAACCUACCACAGUACCAACAGAAAAGCCCAGCACUCCUGGUGCCACAACCACAGAAAAGCCCAGCACUCCUGGUGCCACAACCACAGAAAAGCCCACCACAACAACCACAAUCACAGAAAAGCCCAGCACUCCUGGUGCCACCACCACAGAAAAACCCACCACAACAACUGCUAUCACAGAAAAACCUACCACAGUACCAACAGAAAAGCCCAGCACUCCUGGUGCCACAACCACAGAAAAGCCCAUCACAACAACCACAAUCACAGAAAAGCCCAGCACUCCUGGUGCCACCACCACAGAAAAACCCACCACAACAACUGCUAUCACAGAAAAACCUACCACAGUACCAACAGAAAAGCCCAGCACUUCUGGUGCCACAACCACAGAAAAGCCCACCACAACAACUACAAUCACAGAAAAACCUACAACAGUACCAACAGAAAAGCCCAGCACUCCUGGUGCCACAACCACAGAAAAGCCCACCACAACAACCACAAUCACAGAAAAGCCCAGCACUCCUGGUGCCACCACCACAGAAAAACCCACCACAACAACUGCUAUCACAGAAAAACCUACCACAGUACCAACAGAAAAGCCCAGCACUCCUGGUGCCACAACCACAGAAAAGCCCAGCACUACAACCGCUAUCACAGAAAAACCUACCACAGUACCAACAGAAAAUCCAAGCACUCCUGGGUCCACAACCACUGAAAAGCCCACCACUACAACAACGGUCACAGAAAAACCUACCACAGUACCAACAGAAAACCCCAGCACUCCUGGUGCCACAACCACAGAAAAGCCCACCACUUCAACCACGGUCACAGAAAUUCCCAGCACUACUGGUGCAACAACCCCAGAAAUAUCCACUACAACACAUGCUAACUGCUUUGUUUGUAAGUGGUCAGAUUGGAUGAGCAAUCAUUACCCUGACUCAACCAUAGAUGGUGGAGAGUAUGAACCCAUUGAUAAAAUUACUGAUCCAGACAUGAAUGUUUGUAGUAAACCUUUGGAAAUAGAAUGUAGAGCAAAACUACUCAAAGAUGUAUCGUUGAAUGACCUUGGUCAAAAAGUAACAUGUGAUCCAGCCGUUGGACUGACUUGUCAUAAUAAAGACCAAGGUAUACCUCCUGUUUGUUAUGACUAUGAAAUACGAGUCAAAUGUUGUGUUAACCAUUGUGCGGUUUCAACCACAAUUAUCCCCUCAACAAAACCAACCACAGGAGGGUCCACUACCACAACGAUCACAGAAAAGCCCAGCACUCCUGGUGCCACAACCACAGAAAAGCCCACUACAACAACUGCUAUCACAGAAAAACCUACUACAGUACCAACAGAAAAGCCCAGCACUCCUGGUGCCACAACCACAGAAAAGCCCACCACAACAACUAUAAUCACAGAGAAGCCAAGCACUCCUAGUGCCACCACCACAGAAAAGCCCACCACAACAACUGCUAUCACAGAAAAACCUACUACAGUACCAACAGAAAAGCCCAGCACUUCUGGUGCCACAACCACAGAAAAGCCCACCACAACAACCGCUAUCACAGAAAAACCUACAACAGUACCAACAGAAAAGCCCAGCACUCCUGGUGCCACAACCACAGAAAAGCCCAUCACAACAAUCACAAUCACAGAGAAGCCCAGCACUCCUAGUGCCACCACCACAGAAAAACCCACCACAACAACUGCUAUCACAGAAAAACCUACUACAGUACCAACAGAAAAGCCCAGCACUCCUGGUGCCACAACCACAGAAAAGCCCACCACAACAACCGCUAUCACAGAAAAACCUACAACAGUACCAACAGAAAAGCCCAGCACUCCUGGUGCCACAACCACAGAAAAGCCCACCACAACAAUCACAAUCACAGAGAAGCCCAGCACUCCUAGUGCCACCACCACAGAAAAACCCACCACAACAACUGCUAUCACAGAAAAACCUACUACAGUACCAACAGAAAAGCCCAGCACUUCUGGUGCCACAACCACAGAAAAGCCCACCACAACAACCGCUAUCACAGAAAAACAAACAACAGUACCAACAGAAAAGCCCAGCACUCCUGGUGCCACAACCACAGAAAAGCCCAUCACAACAAUCACAAUCACAGAGAAGCCCAGCACUCCUAGUGCCACCACCACAGAAAAACCCACCACAACAACUGCUAUCACAGAAAAACCUACUACAGUACCAACAGAAAAGCCCAGCACUCCUGGUGCCACAACCACAGAAAAGCCCACCACAACAACCGCUAUCACAGAAAAACCUACAACAGUACCAACAGAAAAGCCCAGCACUCCUAGUGCCACAACCACAGCAGAGCCCACCACAAUACCAACAGAAAAGCCAAGCACUCCUGGGGCCACAACCACUGAAAAGCCCACCACAACCACCGCUAUCACAGAAAAACCUACCACAGUACCAACAGAAAAGCCCAGCACUCCUGGUGCCACAACCACAGAAAUAUCCACUACAACCCAUGCUAACUGCAUUGUUUGUAAGUGGUCAGAUUGGAUGAGCAAUCAUUACCCUGACUCAACCAUAGAUGGUGGAGAGUAUGAACCCAUUGAUAAAAUCACUGAUCCAGACAUGAAUGUUUGUAGUAAACCUUUGGAAAUAGAAUGUAGAGCAAAACAACUCAAAGAUGUAUCAUUGAAUGACCUUGGUCAAAAAGUAUCAUGUGAUCCAGCCAUUGGACUGACUUGUCAUAAUAAAGACCAAGGUAUACCUCCUGUUUGUUAUGACUAUGAAAUACGAGUCAAAUGUUGCGUUAACCAUUGUACGGUUUCAACCACAAUUAUCCCCUCAACAAAACCAACCACAGGAGGGUCCACUACCACCACGAUCACAGAAAAGCCCAGCACUCCUGGUGCCACAACCACAGAAAAGCCCACCACAACAACCACAAUCACAGAAAAGCCCAGCACUCCUGGUGCCACAACCACAGAAAAGCCCACCACAACAACAACUGCUAUCACAGAAAAACCUACCACAGUAGCAACAGAAAAGCCCAGCACUCCUGGUGCCACAAGUGUGACAGCUACAAAAGCCACUACAGAAAUCCCAGUUGUAACUGGUGUUACAAAUACAGUGGUUACAACAACACACAAAACAGGACCUGUCAUGAAUGAAACAACUACAAAAGCCACAGGAAAGCCCAGCACUCCUGGUGCCACAACCACAGAAAAGCCCACCACAACAACCGCUAUCACAGAAAAUCCUACAACAGUACCAACAGAAAAGCCCAGCACUCCUGGGUCCACAACCACUGAAAAGCCCACCACAACAACCACAAUCACAGAAAAGCCCAGCACUCCUGGGUCCACAACCACUGAAAAGCCCACCACUACAACAACGGUCACAGAAAAACCUACCACAGUACCAACAGAAAAGCCCAGCACUCCUGGUGCCACAACCACAGAAAAGCCCACCAUAACAACCGCUAUCACAGAAAAACCUACCACAGUACCAACAGAGAAGCCCAGCACUCCUGGGUCCACAACCACUGAAAAGCCCACCACAACAACCACAAUCACAGAAAAUCCAAGCACUCCUGGGUCCACAACCACUGAAAAGCCCACCACUACAACAACGGUCACAGAAAAACCUACCACAGUACCAACAGAAAAGCCCAGCACUCCUAGUGGCACAACCACUGAAAAGCCCACUCCUGAAACUCCAACUCUAACAUCUUCUACUCCUCAGCCAUCAACACCAGGCAGAACAACUAUAUGUUUCUGCAAGUACAUGGAUCAAAUUUUCUCUCCUGGUAGCUUCAUGUACAAUAAAACUGAUGGAGCAGGCUGGUGUUUCACUGCAUAUUGCAGUGUGACAUGCACUGUUGAGAAGCUUGGUAGACCAUGCCACUCUACUACUCCUACAACUACCACACCAAGCACCACAACACAAAUUGGCUCAACAACCAAACAACCUUCCAGUGACUGUUUAUAUCUCAAGCCACCAAGAAAGCAUGGUGAGUCGUGGAGUUCAGACAACUGCACCACAGACACCUGUGACAAUCAAAGAGUAAUAAAAGAGCAUGUGCCAUGUAAAUCAGUCACCAUUCCUACGUGUGAAAAUGGGUACCCACCAGUUCGGGUUUAUGAUGAAGCCGGCUGUUGUUUCCACUACGAGUGCCGAUGUGUUUGUGCUGGCUGGGGAGAUCCUCAUUAUCAGACAUUUGAUGGCCAGUACUACAGCUUCCAGAAAAACUGCACAUAUGUUUUGGUCAAAGAGAUCAUUCCUGAACACAAUUUAACGAUUCUUAUCGACAACGAAAACUGUGAUGCCUCUGGAACUGUUACGUGCGCAAAAGCCCUGAUUGUGUAUUACAAAAACUAUGAAGUCAUUCUUACAAUACAGAGAAUCCCGAAGACCAAGACCAUGGUGUACGUCAACGGCAAGCUGGUUUCCCCAACCUACUCUAAAGAUGGCAUAAUCAUUACAAGUACAGGAAUUGAACUCCGUUUGAGAAUCCCGGCAAUUGAAGCAGUUGUGACAUUCAAAGGGCUUUUAUUCAGUGUUGAACUGCCAUUUUCCCUUUUCCACAACAACACAGAGGGACAGUGUGGUACCUGUGACAAUAACAGGAAAAACGACUGUAGAUUGCCAAAUGGCCAGAUUCAUCCUUCAUGCUCUGAGAUGGGACAUGAAUGGCAUGUACCAGAUAAGAAAAAACCAUAUUGUGAGAAGCCGCCUCCUCCACCACAACCAACAUCAAAACCACAACCCUGCGAUCCUGUUACUUGUGAAAUUUUGAUCAGCAAGGUGUUUGAGGAAUGCCACAAAGUAAUCCCACCAAAUCCAUUUUAUGAGGCCUGUAAAUUUGAUGUUUGCCACACAAAUUCCAGUGUUGGUUGUUCCAGUAUGGAGAUGUACGCCAUGCUGUGUGCUGAAGUGUCUGUCUGUGUAGCCUGGAGGAAUGCUACAAACGGACAGUGCGACUAUAAAUGUCCAGAAAAUAAAGUCUACAAGCCUUGUGGGCCAACUGUUGUACCAACCUGCAAUGCAAGAUACAAUGAGAAUGUACUACAAUGCCAGAGAGAAAAUGGCAACCAGAACCAAGAUUGUAAUGGAUUCUUGGAGGGAUGUUUCUGUCCAGACGGGAUGACUUUGUUCAAUCCAAAAUCUGACAUCUGUGUCUCCUCCUGUUGCACUGGACCUGAUGGCCAACCUAAACAGCUUGGUGAGACUUGGCAGAGUGGUUGUCAGCAGUGUGUUUGUGAUGAGGACACUCUGAGUGUUCAGUGUGAGCCUCUCUCAUGUCCCACUCAAGAACCAAUAACCUGUACCGAGGAAGGUGAGGUGUUGGUGAACCGCACAGUGGACUGCUGUGAGAAACUGACAUGUGAAUGUGAUAGGAGUCGUUGUUCGUUGGUAACAGAGUGCAAACUGGGAUUUAAGUUGGAGAUCCACAUGUCAAAUGACAGUUGCUGUCCCUCUUACCUUUGUGUGCCCAAAGACGUCUGUGUCUUCAAUGAUACUGAGUACAAGCCUGGUAUGAAUUUCUCCAAAAGCCUGUGUGAAUCAUGCAGCUGCACUGAAGCUCAGGAUCCCACCAGCAAAUUGAAAGCCCAUGAGUGUCAUCUGGAGCAGUGUGACAAACAGUGUGCAGAGGGCUAUGUGUAUGAAAAGCAACCUGGACAAUGUUGUGGAUCAUGUAUAAAGACAAGCUGCUUUUUGGACGUCCCAGGUUUCAACUCCCAGAUCAUUAUUAAACCUUCUCAGUCUUGGUCACCACCAAAUGAUAACUGUACCAAGUAUGAUUGCGAAAAGGUGAAGGACGAGUUUAUAAUCUCUAAAAACCAAACAACAUGUCCUGCAUUUGAUCCAGAGAACUGCGUUCCUGGAACGGAACAAAGUGACAUUAACGGUUGUUGCAAAACUUGUACUCCUCGCCACAGCUGUCAGAUGAAGAAGAACACCACCUAUCUGUAUACAAACAACUGCAGGUCAGUUGUAAUGGUGGAAAUCACAGCCUGUGAGGGAUCCUGUGGAGCGUCUUCAUCUAUGUACUCUGCUGAGAGCAACAGUUUGAUGCAUUCGUGCACAUGCUGUCAAGAAAUGGCCACCAGUAAGAAGGAGGUGGAGAUGUCCUGCCCUGAUGGCAGCACAAAGAUGCACACCUACAUUUCAGUUGACAAGUGCGGUUGCCAUGUCGCUGAAUGUCCUAUCGACACCACAGUGUAAAGUAAACAUCUGGAAAGUCAAAAUCUGACUAAUAUACCUUUAUAAACUUGAUCAAUUCCUCUCCAAAAUCUACUAGAGAAUCCAGACUCAGUAUGUGAAGACCACCAAAGACACACCUUUGUGUAUUUAGCAGCCACAAAAUACGAGCCAAUAAGUUAAACCUUUCAAACAGCAGAGAUGUUGUGGUCUGAAACUCCCUACACCUCUGCAAAUUGGCUCUUUUUAACUCUGACUGUCAUAACUUCCUUAUUUACUGUCAGGGAGGCAGGUGUGCAUAGUGCCCCAUAAUGACAGCACACAUUUGUGUCAUGGUGUCUCUUGUAGCUUUUGGAGACGUUCCUUUAUGCAAUCUAUAUGAUAUGGUGUUUUAAUUCUUGGAGGGUGUUUCUCUUCCUUUUACUGCAAAUGACUUGAGAGAUAAAAGACACAAGAAUGGCUUCAGAUAUACAGUAUAUUGUAUUAAUGCUAUGAAUAUAUAUAAUAAAAAGAUAAUUUAUAUAAAUAAAAGAGUGUAAACAAUAUCAAAACUAUCUUUGUCCAACAUCUGAACCCUCUGCUAAUUUGAAUGUCUUCAGUGUCAAUAAAAAUUUACUGAUCAUCA